ACAUCAACUAUUUUAGUAUAAAUAACCCUUUAGGAUAUCAUCAUUACCCGACAGAACCGGCAAUACACAAUCUAGCACAUUCUCUUCUAUUCUGUUUUCUCUCAUCAUCAUUAUUUGAGUCAUCAUCUUCUUGAACAAGGAGCGAUCUAAAGCAAAACUAAAUCAAACAAUGGACCUCUCGGCAGAUCGAACAACUUUUAAGCGUCACUCGUUGCUUUCGACAUUCGUGGCUCAUUUCUUUGGCAUCUUGGCCAUUGUUCUAAUGCUCAUAUGGCUUCUCCAUUACCGCGAAGGCAUCGAAUAUGGCUCCGACAAUCCACUUAAGAUUUUAAAUGUGCACCCAUUUCUCAUGUACUGCGGGUUUCUCUUCCUCUUGGGCGAAGCGAUGAUGACGUACAAAACGGCGUAUGCGUCGCACCAAGUGCAGAAAAUGGUUCAUGGUGGGCUUCACUUAAUAGGCUUAGUUCUAGGUAUUGUCGGAAUCUGCGCCGCCUUUAAGUUCCACGACAAAUUAAACCUUAAAGACAUGGUUUCUCUUCACUCCUGGAUCGGUCUCACCACUUUCAUCCUUCUCUGCCUCCAGUGGCUACUCGGUGCCUUCACAUUUCUUGCGCCACAAUCUUCAUCGGGGACAAGAAGGAAGAUGAUGCCGUGGCACGUCUUAGGAGGCCGGGCUCUACUUUAUAUGGGUAUUGUCGCUGCACUUACCGGACUCAUGCAAAGAGCCACGAUGCUUGGUCAGAGCACAAACGCUGAGUCACGUCUCAUUAACUUCACCGGCUUAGCCAUUCUACUCUUCGGUGUUUCCGUUGACUUCUCCGUCGCUGUUGGCCGUUAUACUUGAUGAAUUCCUAUGUUAGACACAUCGUUAAAUGAAUCUUUUUAUUUGUAUAAUUUUUUUUUUGUUAAUCCUUAUUUUAUAAUUUCAGUGAAUUCCUUGUUUGUU
Eutrema salsugineum is the source of this 946-nucleotide messenger RNA. Its product is annotated as probable transmembrane ascorbate ferrireductase 3. Lineage: Eukaryota; Viridiplantae; Streptophyta; Magnoliopsida; Brassicales; Brassicaceae. The record is from RefSeq and is a predicted model, not a curated record. Gene Ontology annotation, molecular function: oxidoreductase activity. The coding region runs from base 170 to 844 and encodes 224 amino acids. The transcript has 4 exons.